Messenger RNA from Funneliformis geosporum, 267 nucleotides. The record is from the annotation of a GenBank genome assembly. Lineage: Eukaryota; Fungi; Glomeromycota; Glomeromycetes; Glomerales; Glomeraceae.
AUGACAAGGCAGCAACAUAAUUUUCAAUCACAUUUUACAUUAAUAAAAAAUCCUAAUAAUUUUACAAAUGCUUUAGCUAUAUGUAAUUAUUGUAUAACUAAAUAUGGUGAUAUAAGAGCAGUUCAAAUUAAACCAGAAUAUUAUACUGUAAAUCAUGCACGCCUUUGUCGUAAUCAUUUAGCAAAAUAUCCAAAUUUUUGUGAAUAUGUUGAUGAUGAAGAAGUGCAAAAAAUUCUAGCUUUAUCAGUUCUAGAAGAUAAAAAAAAC